AGCAUUUCUCCAGGAAUUAUGGGUUUCGGUUUUUAACCAAUUCGACCAAAUUUCAUGUGCUCGGUUAGAUCACUCCUAUUUUUUAAGUGUAUUUCUUCCAAAGCUUUAUAUGUGGCCAAUGGAGUGGACUCAUUGUCUCAAUUUUUAAUCAAAGAAUUUGAAAGAAUUCUUUCAUAUACUUUGAGUACUAGAGACUCUUUAGAUGAGAAAAUGGGUAAAGAAGUGAAUGAAAAUGGCGAUCCAAUUCCCGAGCGAUGCUUACACUAACUACUUUGAUGUUGUGAGGGUGUAUUUGCGGAGCAGAUAGCGUAUUACUCAGGAGAUGAUUUCCUUGGUCAUGCUUCAGAGAGUGAGUAGAGGACCCCUGUUUCUUCAAAAGAGGAUCUAUGGGACUCCGACACCAUUUAGGACAUUUGUAAUAAAGCUAGACUGGUCACGAGUGACAAUUGCUUGCCUACAACGAACUUAAACACUCAAAUCAAUAUUUACAGGAAAAAACAUCAGAGGUCGCAUCUCAUGAAGACUAGAUUACAAUCAUGUAUGGAGAUUCUCGAUUGAGCUUUUAGGAUUUUUGGGGAAGGUUUUAUUAUUGCAAUUCCGGUUGGGUUUAUUUUGUUCUCUUUUAUUUUGUUUUUUUUUCUUUUGAAAUGUACUUUACCUUCUUUUUCUUUAAUGAAAUUGUUUUUCUUCAAAACCAAAAAAUACUAGAUGUGCUUCUGAAAUUGGUUGGGGGGGGGGAGCAAACCAACUGAAGCAAAAAAAUUACUACGGUACAUAUGUGAAAUUUACCUUACAUUUCCGACAUUUUAAGGUGGUUGUGGUGUAUCGGAAGAGUUGUCUCAGUAACGUCUUAAUAUAGGAGUAUUCUACUAUGAUUGGUACCCUUUGUUAGGUAUUUGAAAAAAUGUUUUAUUUUGAACUUACAAUAGAUACCCACACCAAGACCUGUAUGUGGUUUUCCGUCAAACCACAACUCGAAUUGCUUGUUUUUGAACCGGACUGGAACCGUAACCACAACCGCAUAGUACUUUUGGUUCGGAACUGGAGGUUUACUAGAUCGGUUCAGUUUCCCCAAAAAUUGUGGAACCGGAACCAGACGGUUCCGGGUCGGAACCAGACGGUUUCGGGUCGGAACCUCCUUUUUUUAAUUAAUCAUUUAAUUAUAAAUAUUAUUAAUAUAUGAAUAGUGCUGAAAAUUAUAAUAUUUAAAAAUAAUUAUAGAAGCGAUACACGUCUGUUAAAAGGAGUUGUGCGCUCUCUGAGUGUGCCUGAGUGAGGUUAAAAGUAGAUUAGCUUUUCAUAACGUUCACAUUAGGAGUAAAAUAUAUUGAGUACCAUUCCUCAAUAAGUAGCACAAGAAAAUUGAACCACUUCAUGUUGAUUGCGUGAUUGAAAUAAUUCAAAUUCCUUCCUCUCAAUCUCACUCACUAAAUCACUAGGCGACUAUGUAGCACCGAUACCGAUACGCGGAAACGCGGAAACGCGGAAACGGGUACGGGGAUACGUCAAAACCAAAAAAAGUAGGAUACGGAUACGGGGCCAUAUUUAUAAAUAUUAAAAGUUAUGGGGGUGUAUUUACAUAUAUUAAAAGUUAUAGGGGUCUAUUUAUAAAUAUUAAAAAUAGAUUUUUUUUUAAUAUACUUCGUAUAUAUACAUACAUACAUACAUACAUAUAAUAUGCUAUGAUGUCUACCCAUUCAUUGCAUUGAAACAUUUUCCUUUUUCAAGAUACUUAGUAAUAAAUUCAUAAUAUUUCUCAUAUACACUAGUGUAUCUCGAAAUAUAAAUAUAGUCAAUAAGUCAUUAAUUUAAAAUGAGAAAUAAGUCAAACAACUACAAUCUUGAAAUUAAAAGUGCAAGUACCCAAUUCGGAGUAUGAGUUAAUGACUUAAUUCGGAUAUAGCCAUAUAGGCCCAUUAUUUGAUUACCAAGUAAAAUGUAGUUUUAGAUUUUAAUUUUUUUUUAGAAUUUUAUUAAGUAAAUUUUGGGAUUUUUUUUUUAAAAAAAAAGUUGAUACGGGUAUCCGUCAGGAUACGAGUAUCGGAAACUUUCAAAAAAUUACAAAAAAAAGUGGAAACUUUUAAAAAUUGCAGAUACGGCCCGGGAACGUACGGUACGGGUAUCCUAGAGUAUCGGAUACGGGAACGUAUCGGAUACGCCGAUACGCUACCCUAGGGAAGUAUCCGUGCUUCAUAGCUAGGCGACCACCGUAUACAGACACAAACGUUAUUUAUUUUCCAGAUUCAUCCCCGAGUACUUUCCACCUUUUCCCAUCUUUGUUAAGUCACAUAGCCUCAUUAACAAUAGCCUCAUCAACAAAAAACAUUGAUGCGCACCACAUUAGCUUCUUUGUUUACAAGUUCUGUGAAUGACAGACUCUCAGAUCUGUGACCCGGUCAAGUGGGUCGUAGCGGCAGACAGUGACAGAUUUGAAGAGUUUGAUGAUAACGAGGAAGAGGAAAAUGAUAUUAACGAUGAGGUGACAAGGUUAUCGAUAGAUAACGAAGAGGAGGAUUACAAUAAUUCUCCUGCAACCGAGUCCUCAAUCACUGCACUAGAGAAGGUGAAGUCCAACGAAAAAGGAGAAUGUGCGAUAUGCUUGGGAGAUAUGGAGGUGAACGAAAUGGUGACUCGCAUGCCUUGCGAUCACAAGUUUCAUGGAGGUUGCAUUGUGUAGUGGUUGGGAAGGAGACAUGUCUGCCCCUUGUGCCGUUUUGAAAUGCCGGUGGCCACCACCGCUACCGCAAUGGAUGCACCUAGUUAGGGAAAUUUCAAAAUGCAUUAUCCUUUUAUUAUGUGUACGCUUAUUUAGUAUUUCGGUCGUGCAAUUUGAUUUUUUGUGUGUGCAAUUUGUGUUAUAGAUAAUUAGUUUUCCAUUUUAAUUAUGGGUUUAUUUAUUAAUUUGGUUGUGCAAUUUGUGAUUUUUUGACAAGUGCAAUUCCUGUUAUAGACAAUUAGAUCUUAAUUGUGAAUUUUAAUUAUACAUGUAUAACAUUAGUAUUAUGAUGAUGAUGAUGAUGCAUCUUUCGUUUCGAGC
Molecule: messenger RNA, 3037 nt
Organism: Cuscuta epithymum
Lineage: Eukaryota; Viridiplantae; Streptophyta; Magnoliopsida; Solanales; Convolvulaceae
Source: the annotation of a GenBank genome assembly